GUGGGGCGUCGCUAAACAAAAACACGUAUACGCAGCGGCGAGACGCGCGAUUGGCUGCGGCGGGCACGGCCCUCGAGUUCGUGCGAUCGCUGCCGCCGCCGCCGGCCUUCACUCCCGCAUUCGUAGUCCGCGCGCCAACAUGUGCAGUGGCGCUGACGGAGCCCCCUGGCCGCUCGGCAAGGACGCGCCCGCUGUCACCGCCGCCGCGCUAGACCACUACCGCCUCCAACUAUAUAAUUAUGCCGUCGCCGAACGCCUUCGACUAUACCCGCCGACCGUCGCGCCCUGCUAUGGGCCUUACGCGCCAAGGCUCGCGCUCUCCAUGUCACUGCUCCAGCAACGUGCGCUCCAGCCUGAAGAGCCGAAACCGCAGCACAGCUACAUCGGCCUCAUCGCAAUGGCGAUUCUCAGUUCCCCGGAAAGGAAACUAGUGCUCUCCGACAUAUAUCAACACAUUCUUGACAACUACCCGUACUUUCGCACUAGAGGCCCCGGUUGGCGAAACUCUAUUCGCCACAACUUAUCGCUGAACGACUGUUUUGUAAAAGCCGGCAGAUCGGCCAAUGGCAAGGGUCACUACUGGGCUAUCCAUCCGGCGAAUAUAGAUGAUUUUAGAAAGGGUGAUUUUAGAAGACGCAAAGCGCAAAGAAAAGUGAGGAAGCACAUGGGUCUCGCUGUAGAUGACGACGGCGAGGACUCUCCUUCCCCGCCUCCUCAAUCACCACCACCGACGGCGCUGCCUCUGCCUUUUUGGGGUACUGGGCGUCUUCCCGGUGGCGCUACAGCUCGGAAGCGGCAGUUCGACGUGGCGUCGCUACUUGCUCCGGACGACGCGCCGGAGAAGCGGAUGAGACGCGACAGCAGCGGUGAGGACGAACCCGAAGAGGACAUCGAUGUCGUGGCCAGUGACCAAGAGGAACGGACGGCAGAAGAACCGCCCCAGUAUCCGUUACUAGGCGGCUGGUGGCCGCUGGAGCCCGCGCUCCUGCAGCAGUUGCGACGCCACGCGCCGCCCGCGCCUUCCAGCCCCGCCGACCAGCAGCGUCCGCCUGACACCUAGGCUGUGUGAAUCUAUCGGCAAUUGUAAAUAUUGUGAAUAUACACUUUUCUUAAGAAACCCGUCGCCCUAGUGAGAAAAGAAUACUCUUUCGCUUCGACUUCCUGUGUUCCAGUAUUACCUCAGACGAGUCAUUGCGUCGCGCGUUGAACUCUAACCGAUAGCGUAGUUCUACAGUGACCGUGCCGUGGUUUUUUCCCCAAACUGUUAUUUUAAUUUAGUGAUUGAUCAUAAAUAGGUGACACGUCUGUAAUGAAACAGUAAAAUAACUAGCAGUGAUGGUUCGUAGAGAUUAAUUAUGGAAGCUAUCUAGUAUAAACGUUACAAGUCUGAAAAACGACCAAUCGCGUGUAAAGUUUUAGUUCUAUUUGUAAAUAUAGUAAAAGUGUCUAAUCUUCGUUGUUAUCACUGAUAUGUAAACAUACUGUUGUUUAUUUACUAGAAAUUAUUAAUAACCGUAUGAAAUAUGAGAAAUCUAUAAAUCUCUGAAUAAAUUAGUAAAAACACAUAAUCUAUCUUUCACUUAACAGUCCUUUUUAUUUUUCUUUAUUUAUAAAAACUAAAAAUAUUUUUGAUUAUUCAAAAAGAUUUUCAAGAAAACUGUGUCAUUA
Chilo suppressalis (striped riceborer) is the source of this 1668-nucleotide messenger RNA. The record is from the annotation of a GenBank genome assembly. NCBI's taxonomy places the organism in Eukaryota, Metazoa, Arthropoda, Insecta, Lepidoptera, Crambidae.